Molecule: messenger RNA, 2121 nt
Organism: Oncorhynchus tshawytscha (Chinook salmon)
Lineage: Eukaryota; Metazoa; Chordata; Actinopteri; Salmoniformes; Salmonidae
Exons: 11
Coding region: 1-2106 (701 amino acids)
Biological process (GO): neutrophil migration
Cellular component (GO): cell surface; apical plasma membrane
Molecular function (GO): calcium ion binding
Source: RefSeq, a predicted model, not a curated record
AUGACUAUUGGCCCUCUCUUUAGUCCACUCAGAAAUCGAGAACCUGUGGCAGACCUCCUCGGGAACACUCAGAAAUCGAGAACCUUGCCGGACCCGGACUACUACACCCUGAGCUGGGUGGUGAGGAACACUUCUUCGAUCUCCAUGUUCAGGAUCUACCACCAGGGGGUGCUCCACUACACCACCCUGCUCACCAGCCACACGGUGGCCAGCCUUCUGCCCUGCAGCAAGUACUUGGCUAGAGUAGAGGCGCUGUGUGGAGACAGCGUGGUCAUGAGCUCCAAGACCGUACUCGCUCGCACAGGACCCAGAGGUGUUUCAGAACUGCGCUACCGUCCUGAGGACUCUACAGCGCUGUGGAUUGGUGGGACCAGACAGGGCGUGGCCUUUCAGUACCAGUUGUCUUAUGACAAUGGCUCGACCAUCCAGCAAGGCCGGCUGAUGGAGCCUUUGCUCCCCCUCCUGGGGCUCAUUGAAGGUGCGCGCUAUGCCCUGGACGUGUGGGAAGAGUGUGACGGCGAGUGGAGCGCUGACCCGGCCCUGGUGUGUUUUGAUGGAGUCAACGUUUCCGUCAAUUCCCUCGUGCUGCCGGUGGCGUCCACCCUGAGGCCGAAUGAAGACCAAGUUCUAGCCUUUAUUGUGCCUUGGUUAAUGGUGUUGGACCCAAAGACUGAGCCCUGGGCUGAGCUGAAGCGCAUCUAUGAAAAACUACUGGAGGAGCUUUUGAAAGAGUACCCAGUUAAGACCAGGGUGGAGUUGGUUGCAUUCAAGGAGCUGGAAGGCAAAUCCAAAACUAAGAUUACCUUUCAAGGCUUUGAUGCUUCCAUAACCGACGUAGACUUACCGCUACCACCUGGCGAGCAGCUGGACCAUAUCCAGUCCCUCCAGCCGCCCAAUAUCACAGUCAAGGACGGGAUCAUCUACUGGGAUGACCCAGAUGAGUGUGCAACGCCUGAACUGAACAGGUGUGACGCCAACUCUUUGUGCGUCAACACUCUGAACUCCUAUACCUGUGUGUGUCAACAUGGCUUCUAUGACGUCGGGCCCGCCUUCGUUCCCCCUCCUACCCCUGCCUCACAUCCUGUCUGUUAUGAAAAAGGGAUGUUCACCCAGUGCCUGACGAGAUCGAUGGCCGGAGGUAUUGCCAAAGCCUUCCUGAUUGGCUACUUUGGUGGCGAUGUGACGGUUGUCUUGAAUGAAGGCCGUUGUACCAUGGAGGAGAGCAAGACGCUCUACCACUUCCACGUGUUGCGCAAACCCUCGCAGUGUGGAACGAUACGGCUGGUGAACAGAACACACAUCGAGUUCCGGAACACUCUGACAGUGACCUUGAGCAGAGAGCGGACCAUCACACGAAGAGAUCUCAAGGUUAUCUGGAAGUGCAUCUACCCCCGGAACUAUGUCCGCAACAACCAGAUAAACGUAGAUCUGGAGUGGAUCACCUCCCACUCUGUGGUGGAGUACAACUCCUCCCAUCAGCUGGGGCUGGCCAUGACCAUGUACAGCGACAACUCCUUCUCCUACGGCUACAGAGACUCCAUCGCCCUCCACCUCAGCGAUGUACUCUUCUUCGAGGUGGCCCUCCUGACAAACAACACGUUCGCCUCGGAGGUCCUGCUAGAAGUGAUUUCCUGCUGGGCCACAGAGAGCCCGGAUCCACAGGACGAAACCAAGGGCUUCUUUCUCCUAGAUGGCUGCCCUGUUGACAGCACCUUUCAUUGGCUCUCUGUGAACGGUGUGUCACAGAGGAGCAGAUUCUCCAUUCACAUGUUCACUAUGCCCAAGGAGUUACCCAUCUACAUGCACUGCCUGGCCCGGAUAUGCAGUCACGAUGAGGACUGUACUACGAACUGUACCACCAAGAGACUUUCAAAGAGAUCAACAGCUAGAUGGGAUCCAUACAUCAAUGUAGCUGUGGUCGUGUCUGCAGGACCACUGAUGGUCACCCCCGAGGCGGCACCAGGGACCAAACUCUCCAACUGGGAUGAGGCUUUGACAAUGAUCUACGUCGUGGGAGGAACCAUGGGUGUCUUGAUGUUGACGAUGCUUGGUGUGAGCGCAACAAAGGCUAUAAUGAAUUAUUAUGAGGGAGUAAGGCCUCAAUAAAAACAUGGAACCACA